AAACAUAUUUCUGGUGGCAGAUCAAGUAGUAUAUUCGUGUGGCGCGGUUUACGGAAAAAGUCAAGCCGGCUUCAGAGGACUUGAUAUGACUUUUAGAUACAUAUAUAAAACGCAAACGCACACUCUUUUUUUUUAGAAAAAUACAAAUUUCAAGUGAGCACACAAAAAAUAUGCAAUUAGAAGUGCAUUAAGUGAUUAAAACUUGCCGAGUUUGCUUUGUUUUUGUAUUGAUUUAAUUUUUCAUUAUUUUUUUGAGACACAAAAACGAUCGUCAAUGCAUACAUACACACAAUAGGCACAACUACAAGCGCUUACCUAAGAGAAAUGCAUAUAUAUUUGUUGCUGUUUUGCUGAUAAAUCAUAAAAUUAGCCACCAGUUUAGGUAUUAUAAUUAAUGUGUGUAUGUAUGUGUGCGUUUCUUUGGAGCGGAUUGCGUACAUGUGUAUGUGUCUGUGCGAGAUUGUAUUGCAUGAAUCAUCUGUGAGUGAUACAAAAACAGCAAAUUGAAAGCAGAGUAAAGAGAUAACAACAAAUAUAAAUAAAUGUAAAUAAAUAAAAACAAAAAAAAAAAAACAAAAAAAAGUGUAUUAAUAAAUCUUAAAAACCAAAAACAAAAUCCAUACGACACAAUUUCACAGCGACAAAAGCGACCAACUAUUAAAAUUUUACAAGAAAAAAGCGGAGUGUUGGCAUAAAAUGAUUGCUAAAUAUCAACGUAGUGUUGUUGUAAUAUAAAUUAAAUGGCAAAACUAGCAAAAAUACAUACGCAGAUAUGUACAUUAUGUGCUGAAGGGUGAAAUUUUCUAGCCUAAACGGAAAUACAAACAUAUGUAUAGAUGUAUGUACAUAUGUAUGUCAAAUCGUUGAAGAGUGGUUAGUGUGUCUUUCUUUCCUUCUCCACAUCAAAAAUUAACGCAAAUAUGCGAAAAAACUGGUUGUGUGUACAAUAAAAAAUAAUAAUAAAAGAAAUUAUUAUUACUGGAAAGUUGUGUAAUUAACACUUGUAUCGCCUGUGUAGGAAAAAGCGCAAACAAAAAAAAAGCAAUAAAAAUAAAAAUAAAUAAGCGGUGUAUACAAGUUGAUGGCGUUUUGAAAAGCUCAACAUGGAACAAGAGGACACCUGCCGGCCUGUUCCCGCACCGCGUCGUCUCUAUCCCGAGCUACGCAAAACAGACUAUGAAAAUGUAACUGUAGAGUUAAUAAACAAAAAUCUUAACAUCAAUUCAGAAAAUAUACACACAAUCACCAAUUGCACCGAAAAAGUGCCAAAUAAUAAAAUAUUUUUCGGUUCACACUCAGAUGCCGAGGAUGCGGGUAGUGUAGGGACACGAAAGUCCAUACUCACCGAAACAAAUGAUUUGUAUGGACCAAAUGCCAAUGAAGAAGUGCCACCAGCACCCAUUUAUGCCACACCAACACCAGCGCCGCGGCCACGUAAGCCACAAAAUACGGAUUUGGAGAAUUCCAACAGCAUCUACGAGAACACAGAAAUCCUGAGCACAACACCAAACACGGCAACACUCUAUCCGCAGCUGCCACGCAAUACCGGCGCCAUAAGCAAGGAAGCCUCACCGAACACAUCUACAUCUUCUUCGCCAUCGAACAGUCGUGCGGCGCUACGUAAAGCACCCGAACUGCCGCCGAAGACCUAUAUGAGUGUCGAGCGUGAGCGCGCCAAUCGUUUGCAACGAUAUUCCAUUGGCAGUGAAGUGUCCACGACGAGUAGUUAUAUGGUGACCAUGGACGGCUGUGGUGGUGAUGGUAGUGUACGUUACAAACAAAAAUCAGCCUCGAAUGCAACACUAAAUUCGUCGGUGGAUGAAUCGAAUGAAAGUGCUGAUAAUGCUAAAUUCAAAUCGCCUUCGCCCGGGUAUGUAAGCGACGAUGUGGAUUUUGCUUUAAAUAACGGUAGUCACAAUAUUAGUACUCAUGAUGAUGAUGAUGAUAAUGAUGAUGAUGUUGACAACGAUAAUGUUGGUGAUCAUGAUCAUGAUGAAAUUAGUAUUGAAUUCGAAAGUGAUGAUAGUAACCGCAACAGCAACAACGCCAAGGUCAACGCCAACGCCAAUACCAAUAAAUUAAACAAUAAAUUCACUUGCAUUGCCGCCAAAACGAACCAAAGCAAGGCGAACGAUAAAAGCGCAUUCACUGCAAUCACCAAUUUUCAUGAAUCUGCAAUUGCAUCCAAUCAAAUUAAAGACAACGAGCUCUUGAAAUCCAUUGGGUCCACUUCGAAACUACUCACCGAAUCCAUCGGUGAACGCGUGGCACUCAAAGCCAAGGGCGUCAAACAUAAACUGGAUAAGAAUUUCAGCAAUAUUAGCAGUGAAACAGCGAGUCGCUUGCGUAGUGUUGGCAAGAAUUUCAAUACGAACUUUACGCUCACCAAAAAGGAGAAGGAUAAAGAGAAGGAAACGGCUACGGCACAAUUUCACACUGAUCGCCCACAAACGCUGCCACCCAACGAUCACGUUUUCGGCACCAUUUCCUUCACCAGUCCGUUAAAUCGCAAAGCGGACGGUGUUGAUGAUCUCUCUGCCAGCACUGCUGAUUGUUCGUAUGAUUUGCCGCGUAAUUUGAGAGCUGCACGCAGUGAUUUGGAUCUACCCGCACCGCCAUCGUACGAAGACGCGCUCAAAGCAACGCCACAAACACCAUUCGAGCGUAACGCACCACAGAGUAAAUCUGUCAUGGUGCCCAAACAUAUAGCCGCUGAGGCGGCUAAUGUAGCAUUGAAAAAACAGCGCAGCAAUACGAGUUUGCAAAAUGUUAGGGAAGAAAUGAAUUCAGCGGACAAUACCAGUAGCUCGGUGGCAACGUCACGUGACUCGUUAGAUUUGCCCUCACCGCCAAUGCCAACAUUUCCACCACCAUCACUGCCCAAAGAAGUUGUCACUGAGUUAUCGGAUGGUUUGUAUGGUAAACUGAAGCCAAUUCAGCCACCGCAGCGUUUGAAGCGUCGGAAAAAUUAUGAAGAAAUUCAACUUAGGCGCGUGGUGGAGACACCAUCGCCGGUAGGCGGUUCAUCUUUACGUCCGAAUGUUGAUUCGGCAGAGCUGCAUCAGCUAAAUAUUGAAGCCGUAACCGCCGAGCGUGAGGAAUCCAUGCUGAUACAUAAACAGAUACUUGCAGCAGAGAAUCGCAUGCCAAAACCGGAUCGUAGUGACUCAUGGGAGUACUUUGCCGAUAGUGUGGAGGAGAGCGUCUGCUCAACGCCAGAACCGGUUUACGCUAAUGAAGAGGCCACCUAUGGACGGGUGUUUGAAAUGGCGUCGAGUUCCAGGCCCGUGCUGGUCGCACAAAAUAGUGGAGUAUUAGAAAUGGCUAACAGCAUUAAUAAUCAAGCACAGCCAAACAGAACCGCUGACUCGGCGCUGGAAGGCGCAGUUGGGGGCUGGAUAAAGCCACCAGUGGAAAUUAUUAAAGAAUUUGAUCCACUGGCCAGUCGUAAAGCUGCCACCAUCUGUAGCUCUGAUAAGAGCAAUCAGCUGUUGCUGUUGGAACAUCUGCUGGAAGAAGAUAUCUACGGCACAGUCUCAGGUGAUCAAGUAAAAUCGGAUGAUGAUGUCAGCAUGUGUACAUCGGAGGAGGAUAAUCAAACUGCACAGACCACAACAGCUGCUAUCACCUCUCCACAACCCACAGCAACAGCCGCAGCACCAGCAACAGUUGUGCUACCCACACCAAGCGCUAAGGCCACAAACGAGACCGAUGAAGCUCCUAAUAAGCUGCAAAUCGUGCACCAAAACGCUCAAUUACUAUCGGAGAGCAUGGAAAAUAUGUUGGAUGAGCAAGAGGCACGUGUGCGUCCUUACCUAAGCCGCUUGGACGAACAGCCAGCCAGUAGUGGCAAUGUAGAUUUAGCGCGCGCUACCGAAAAUCGCACACAAUGGUUCGUGCGCGACAAUAACAAUAAGGAAAAUAAUGAACAAACCCGUCGAAACCCUUUCAAUAAGCUAAAUAUCGAAGGCGAUGGUCCACCAUCCUACCUUGAAGCUAUUGGCGCUGACGGCCGUCCACCACUAACGCCCACCGAACAAAAGUCGCGCGCAUCACGUUUCAUGAACACCAUGAAUGUCUUCUCGACGAGUGUGAAGCAACGUGUGGGUGCCAUAACACGUAAGAGCAGUUUCAAAGCCGCCACCAAAUCGGAUGUGAAAGUAACACUUCAAAUGGUGCCACGUCCCACGCUCUCACCGCUACUCGUACGCUAUGAAGGUCCACUGAUACGUUUUCCAUCGGGCGUGGUGGAGGAUAUACUCAAAGAGAUGCAAAAUCGUAAGGCGAUUCUGCGUGAUCGCCAAUUUCAAACAUUCCUCGAUCAGGAGAUGAAGACUCCGAAGGAGACUAUACCACUCGACUACAUAACUACAUUGCAGUGUGUGAGUAAUAGUCGUGUGACUGAUAAUUCAACACAUUUCUAUUGCUUUGAGAUCACAACGUCGGUGCCGAAGAAUCAGUCGAGUUCGGGUAAUGUGCAGGCUAUGUCCAAUCCGAACCUUGUGAUGACGAGUACUUCUUCGGGUAAUUGUAAGCAUCAGCGUGUCGCACAUAUGUACGGUGUUAGCAAAGAGUCGGAACGUGGCAUUUGGAUGCAAAAGCUCUUGGAGAGUCUGACCAAUACGAUACCACCAAAAUAUCUCUGUCAUUACUAUCGCGCCGGUUGGUGUUAUCUGAAGAACUCUAUCACCUCCGAGUGGAGCGGCACUUGGCUAGUGCUGAAGAAGAAUCAAAGACGUCUGAUAUUUGUGAGCGAAGCAGCUGGUAAUCUGGAGAAAAUGGAUCUACGCAAAGCGCGUUGCAUAGUGCUCAAAGAUAGCGAUGAGACCAUACGCAAUCUACACGUCGAAUCCGGUCCGACACUCAUGAUAGACUGUCCACCCUUCACCGUUUAUAUGAUUAUGUCCUCGCCGCGUGAAACAAAAAUUUGGCGCCAUAUCAUACGGGAGGUGGCGCACAAUAACGGUUUCUCGCUGAUUGAUCAACAAUUGACCAAGUUCAAUGUGCCCGUCAUUGUGGAUAAAUGCAUAAAUUUCGUCUACAUACACGGCUCCAUGUCGGAGGGCAUCUAUCGUAAAUCAGGCUCUGAAAAUUCCAUACUAAAAUUACUCGCCGCCUUUCGUGCCGACGCCUUCAACGUGGAGAUCACGCGCAAUGAGUAUAACGAACACGAUGUCGCUAAUGUUUUGAAACGAUUCAUGCGUGAUCUACCGGAACGUUUAAUGGGUAAACUUUCCGAAAGCUUUAUGUGCGUUACUGAGCUUACCAAGUCGGCGGAGAAGAUACAGGCUUACAAAGAGCUGCUGGCGCGUUUGAGUGUCAUCGAGCGUGAGACGUUGAAGAAGAUUGUUGGGCAUCUGGCGUUCAUAAGCUCACAGAAGUCGAAAAAUAAAAUGAGCACAAAAAAUCUGACCAUGAUUUGGGGUCCAACGCUGUUACAGAAUCAUCAUCAGCAAGAAGAAAUGGUUUACUCACAAAAGGAGGCUGAUGUCUUAACCGAUUUGAUAAUACUCUACAAGCAUCUGUUUCCACUGUCGCCGGAGGAAAUUAAAAAAGAACAAGAAAUGCUUAUGUGUCUACAAAAAUAUUACGCCGCCGCGGAAACACUGACCGACUCGGUCAAGAAGUCGGGUGACUUAAAGAUGUGGGUCGUUCUAAACGCCAAGCCGGAAAAUACAAAAGAGGAAAAACAACAAAUAAAUGUCACAAUCACACCCACCCGCACUGCAUACGAUAUUUGCCGCGAAUUAGCGCCGAAAAUGCAAAUGUCUACACAUCAAGUCUCAUUACACGAAGUCAUACUAAAUGAUUGCCUCGAGCGGCCGCUGCAUCACGAGACAAAGGUAUUCGAUGUUGUGCUCAACUGGUCCUAUUGGCCCGAGGAUGAUCGUAAGAACAAUUAUCUGGUAGUGAAACCGAUCGAUACGUUGCGCGAAGUUCAGCGUGCCGUUAAAAACCUGGCCACAGUUACGCCUGGCAAAGAGUUGAAAUUCGCCGAUAAUCGUACAAAGAGCUAUAAAUCAUUUCUCUGUGAGUUGAGAGAUGGUAAAAUCGUGAUAUCGAAAAAAGACAAAAAUGAGAAGACAACAAUUGUGCGUGAAAUAUUCCUACACAGCACGACGGCGUAUUUGGGUUGUGAGAAAAAGCGGGAUUUCCCGUGGAGUUGGGCGAUCACCUUUGUGGAGCGUACACAAACGCAGAUAUUGAGAUCACGCGAUUCACCAUUUAUUGGUCACGUGUUGGCAGGCAGCGAAUGGGUUGAUCGUACGAUAUGGUAUGCCAGCAUUUGGUACAGCCUGUAUGGUGAAAACAUAUUACCGCCAGCGGAAAUUAUCAUAAAGUAA
Molecule: messenger RNA, 6344 nt
Organism: Ceratitis capitata (Mediterranean fruit fly)
Lineage: Eukaryota; Metazoa; Arthropoda; Insecta; Diptera; Tephritidae
Gene: RhoGAP15B
Exons: 9
Coding region: 1104-6344 (1746 amino acids)
Biological process (GO): positive regulation of GTPase activity; signal transduction
Molecular function (GO): GTPase activator activity; phosphatidylinositol-3,4,5-trisphosphate binding
Source: RefSeq, a predicted model, not a curated record